This is a messenger RNA of Cuscuta epithymum, 1666 nucleotides long. Lineage: Eukaryota; Viridiplantae; Streptophyta; Magnoliopsida; Solanales; Convolvulaceae. The record is from the annotation of a GenBank genome assembly.
CCUCAGUCCCUCACAUGUCGAGGGUUUUCUGGGAAAGGCACAGGUGUAUCGCCUGCGUGUGUUGUGAUGAGGGCUGCUUUAUUUCCGUAAGUGACUUGUGGAAAACUUAUGAUAUCCUGCCUCUGCCGAAGGGUUCCACUUUGAUGUUUGUCCGGAGGCUGCAUGCGUCAAUUGUAAAUUGUUUGUUUCUAAGGAAUUUUUUGUUGUAUAUGAUCCCCGAGGGGUGUAUCCCAUACAUCGAGGCCCAAAAGCCUAUAAAUACCCAAGGCCAGAGCCAUUUGUUUUGUGCGUUCCUUAAGCUAUAGCGAAGCUCUGCCAAAUUUUCUAGAGAGAUAAACUCCCGCCCUCGAUCAGACUAAUCUUUCUGAGGUGAUAUUAUGGAUCCGAAGGCGUUCGCCAAGCUGACCAAGAAGCUGGCCAAGGAGCCAAGGAAGAAGAAGGAGGAGGGGUCCUCGGCGAACCAGCCUCCUGUUGACGAGGUGUUGAAGAAGGCAGGGGCUCCCAAGGUCCCGGAGGGUGGGGACCUCUCCCAAAAACCCGUUGCUGAUUCCGGUGCUGGUGCCGGAGGCUCCCAAGACGGGGAGCUAAAGAGGAAAAAUGCCGGGAAGGGCGUCUUGCCCCCGGAGAAGAAGAAGAAGAGGGGUGAGGGGGGCAAGGAUGCCCCCUUAGUGAUUAUCGAUGAACCCCCUUCGGGUAAGCCCUCGGAUUCCCUCCCCCAAGUGGAUCUUGACGAGGGGGCUUGGCCCCUGGAAAAGGUGCAGUUCCCCAUCAAGAAGGGGACAGCUAUUAUGCAUGGCACCCUUGAUCCGAGGGAGUUCCUGAGGGGCGCCACUCCCUCGCUGGAUCGAUCAACCCUCGGCAAGUUCGAGGACGAGUCUCUCGAGCUCAAGGCCCUUCAAGCCUCGGUCACGUCGAGCAUUGCCCUCGGGGAGCUAGUCAGGAGGGCGGAACAGCGCCGUGUUGAAAGGGCGAGGUCUGAGGAGGCCAUGCGGAAGCUGAUUGCUAAUAACACCGAGGCCAUCAGGCAACUGGCCGGUCUGGAGGAGGCCCUAAGGCAAUCUGAGCAGAGGCUAGAGGCUGCCAAAAAUGAGGCUAGGGCCGAGGGCAUCGCUAAUGGGAAGGCUGAAGCAGAGAAAACUGCCGCCGAAGCCGCCAAAGCCGCCGCCGAGGAAGCUGACAAGGCCAAAGCCGAUGCCGUCGCCAAAGCCACCGAGGAUGCCGUUGCUUCUUUUGUUGCCGAUGGCUGGAGGGCCGAAGAGUACCAGCAGUGGGUGGCCUCGGUGGUUGAGGCCAAAGCGGAUGCCUGGGUGAAGGGCCCCGGGGCAAUGUGGCUUGCCCUGAAGGGGAAAAGUUUUUACGAGGGCGCCCAAUACUUUACUCAGGCUAUGCUGUACCGGAGGCUGGCCCGACACCACGGCGUAGAUCCGAAGGAGUUUCAGCCUGAAGCUUAUGGCCUCCCCCCCUUCUGCCGGACGUGAGGGUUCCUUUGCCCGAGGGUGAAGAAAGGGAGCUGCUCGAGGACUCGGAGCUGGCCCGAUGCGAUUCAGAUGGCGACGGAGCCGAAGAAGAUGCCUCCUCGAAGCCGAAAGAGGACAGAGCUGAGAAUGCUCGAGUUUAAAAUUUGUUUAAGCACAACUUGUAAUAGUUAAAUAGGCUUCCGGCCCCG